Messenger RNA from Parastagonospora nodorum SN15, 189 nucleotides. RefSeq lists its product as hypothetical. The record is from RefSeq and is a predicted model, not a curated record. NCBI's taxonomy places the organism in Eukaryota, Fungi, Ascomycota, Dothideomycetes, Pleosporales, Phaeosphaeriaceae. Bases 1 to 189 code for a protein of 62 amino acids. The transcript is spliced from 2 exons.
AUGGCCAAAUCUUGCUUACUCAUUACAAUGGCUGCCUGUGUCUUCCCUGCCAGCUCUUUCCUGCCGCUAGACUCACCUACAAUACGCUUGCCUAUAACCACAGUAGAACACAAUAAAGAAUUCCUUCCUACGGAAGUGUUCGAUCGACAAGAAUCUGCAGGGGUAUUAUACACCCCCACCCCUCCAUGA